GAUCUUUUAAACAUACCAUAUACAGUAUGUGCACUCUAUAGGUAUACAAAUAACUGGCUGUAGCCCAUCUGUUGCUAUGCACAGUUUGUCAGCCCCCUUAUCCCUAUACAUAAAAAGGGGCUACCAUAGAUCCACUGCUGCCCAGAUAUUAUUUGUGUGAUAUACCAUUCUCAGGACCGCAAUCAAGAGAGAAAAUACACUGUAUGCUACCAUAGAUCCACUGCUGCCCAGAUAUUAUUUGUGUGAUAUACUAUUCUCAGGACCACAACCAAGAGAGAAAAUACACUGUAAGCAAUCUUAGUGGUUUAUAAGCCAACUUUUGAGAACGUGACUAAUAUUUCAGGUUUCCCAAAACAUGAAUCUCGGAUAAUCUCAGUGCUGAAUUGCCUACUUCCUCCAUUUUAGUAGGUCUGCUUUUAGAAGUCCUACACUGGAGGAAAAUUACACUGAACAAUUUUGAAGGUCAACGCUUAUUAACUCCCAGGGGAAAUGAUGCCAUCACAGUCAUUUACACGCUCCUCCUCAGCACAUGAGCACUGUAUCUUAAACUGUAGGCAUUCUCUGGUUACACUCACAAAACAAAACCUUCCAGGACCUGAUUAUAAAGGGAAAAUGAUCCGGAGUUUGGGCAAAUCGUCGGCUUGGCGCUGCCGUUCAGUCGUUGAAGUGAAAAGCAAAUUUGGGGCAGAGUUUAGGAGAUUUUCUCUGGAUCGCUAUGAGCCUGGCGUGUUUAAGGACUUUUGCCAGUUUAUCCUGAAGCUACACCACCUGUUUCCCACAGAAAUUUACAUCAGCUAUGCAGAUGUUCAUGGAGACUUACUGCCGAUAAAUAAUGAUGAUAAUUUCUGUAAAGCAGUGUCUACUGCGCAGUCGCUACUGCGCAUCUUCAUCCAACUGCAAGAGGAAAUGGAUCAAGUUAACAUUCAUACCAACUGUGUGACCUGGAGAAAGAAGUCCACCAUAAUGGUACAUGGUGAUGCCAGCCAAAGAGGACACGUUCAGAUUGGCUUGCCCCGGAACUUCCGUCCAGUCUCCUCCAUAAUUGAUGUUGACAUCUUGCCUGAAUGCCACAGAAGGGUUCGUCUGUACCACCAGGGUUCAGACAGGCCUUUGGGUUUCUACAUCCGUGAUGGAAUCACAUUCAGUGUAACUCCUCAUGGACUUGAGAAAGUUCCAGGAAUCUUCAUCUCACGAUUGGUUCCUGGUGGAUUGGCUGAGAGCUGCGGUCUUUUGGCCAUUAAUGACCAGAUCCUGGAGGUCAAUGGUAUCGAGGUGAUAGGCAAGACCCUGGAUCAGGUUACAGACAUGAUGAUUGCUAACAGCCGCAACCUAAUCAUUACUGUGAAACCAGCAAACCAGAGCAAACACAUAAAAAGUCCCGCCGUCUCCCCUAACCCAGAACUCCAGUUUGAUGGCAAAGGUUCUGUAAGCUACCCAGGACUUCCUAUGAUUAUGGGAGCCUAUGUUUGGACACAUAAUGACUCAGUGAGCGAUGAUGAUUCAGACAUGGUUGUAGAGAAACCUCUGAAACCUUCAGUCCACUUCUCCAGCACUACAGUAUCCUCCCCGUCUUUUCAAACUAUCAUUCACAAUCGCCACAGACAUAGCCAUCCCUAUUCUCAAGAAUCGUGCCGCUCCCAGCUCUACCUCAAUUACACAGCUCAUCCUGGGUUCAGCACUUCACUGCAGAGAGAAAUUAGCUCACAACAGCUUUAUAUGAGUAACCCAGCAUUCAGACAGAGCACAUCCAGCCCCUUUGACAUCUUGGGCUCAUUGAGCCCAGCUCUGCGGCAACGCCUCAUGAUACCUCAAGGGUCCAUGGAGGAGGAUGGAGUUGUUAUUACUCUAUGACACUAACUUUAUUUAAAUCUGUACUGCUAAGGCACGUUACGGGCACAACUUUUUCAAUUGUACAGAAUAUAAACCACUGUAUGUGAUACAAUAUUUAACAAAAGAUAUCACAUUCUAUUUUAAUUUCAAAGUAUAAUUGUAAAUAGCAAUAUACCUUCAUAUUAAUUAUUCCCAAUAAAUACUGUAUCUAUUAUAAUAGCCAGAAAAAAAACUCUUUUCCUUGAGCAUAUAUGUAUAUGUAUAUAUAUUAUAGGUCAUGUUUAUAUAGGCUUAUAUAUAAACCUUAAUUUUACCGACUGCAUUAUGCUUUAUUUUAGAUGCUUUAUUACUUUAUUUUAGUUUUAGUGUUUUAACUGAGCAGACCAUACUAGUGAAAUUGUAUACAUAUAAACAUACACACAUACAUGUUUUUUUUUUUUCAAACAUAGAUGUUUUUUUUAACUCUCAUGAAUUGCUUUUUAUGGUUUUCUGUUUUAAUUGAACCAGAAUAAGGAAAGGUAUUUUUCUUGAUGAACUGAUUAGCUGAGCUGGUACAGUACAUCAGGUGUGUCAAGUUGCAUGUUGAGUAUCAUGUACUGUAAAGAGUUUAUUCUCCACUUCACUAAAUUGCCAGCUCAUUACCAUGGGUCUUGAACAAGGGUUAGGGUUAGGGUUAGGAAAGUCUGGAAUUUAAAGGCACUCAUUUUCAGAGCUAGAAAUGUAUGAAAAUUCAGAAAACAUUUUAUUAAAAUGUAUUUCAUGUAAAGUAGACACAGAGGUUUUAAGACUAGUUUGGAUGUUCCUUUAUCUUCUGCACUAAUGCAACUUCCCUAAUGCGUGUUACUAAUAUAUGUUUC
This is a messenger RNA of Ictalurus furcatus (blue catfish), 2687 nucleotides long. It is a transcript of the gene pard6ga, whose product is annotated as par-6 family cell polarity regulator gamma a. The coding region runs from base 490 to 1851 and encodes 453 amino acids. The transcript has 3 exons. Gene Ontology annotation, cellular component: cell cortex; apical plasma membrane; nucleus. Gene Ontology annotation, biological process: regulation of cellular localization; centrosome cycle; establishment or maintenance of cell polarity. NCBI's taxonomy places the organism in Eukaryota, Metazoa, Chordata, Actinopteri, Siluriformes, Ictaluridae. The record is from RefSeq and is a predicted model, not a curated record. Gene Ontology annotation, molecular function: protein kinase C binding.